Molecule: messenger RNA, 729 nt
Organism: Cylicostephanus goldi
Lineage: Eukaryota; Metazoa; Nematoda; Chromadorea; Rhabditida; Strongylidae
Source: the annotation of a GenBank genome assembly
AUGGCUCAAAAACGGCAGGACAUCCAAGGGAUACGCGGCUGGGCUAUUGCUUUGGUCGUCACAUUUCAUUUCUUUCCUGCUUAUUGCCCGAAUGGUUAUGUGGGAGUAGACAUGUUCUUCGUGGUAUCUGGCUUUCUCAUGGCUAUGAUCAUAACAAGGAUGGAGAUGACAGCUUCGUCUUACUUGAAUUACUAUUACAGAAGUUUCAGAAUCAAGCGAAUAUUACCGCUGUAUUAUAUGACCUCCGCUGCGAUAUUACUGUAUGUAGUGUUGAGACUACCUUCAUUUCGGUCUAUAAACUUUCCUAGCUCACGCAAAGCUGUACUUUUAAUUACAAAUAUCAGGCUAUCUGAGAACGAUCCUGUCAUGGAUUAUGAAAAAAUGCUUCAGCUGUCAAAUGCAGACGAUCUCUUUACGCACACCUGGUCUUUAUCUGUCGAGAUGCAGUGGUAUUUGCUAGCCCCGCUUCUCUUCUUCGUACAAAAUUUGAUACCACUGCGGAGGACGAUAUUCUUACUAGGGAUCACAUUUACUUCUCUCGGUUUCUAUCUCGCUACUGACAGCAACGCUGCUUUCUACAACACAUUUGCUAGGAUGUGGCAAUUUUGUUUUGGCAUAAUCGCCUUUGUGAGUAGCGAAAAUGUGAGCUUUCCUACAUAUACUGCGGUUAUCAUCACUCCCGUGAUUUAUCAUCCUCACCCAUCGUUAGCGUUUUUCUAUCCACCCUAA